AUGAAGCGGAAACUGUCUUUCACAGACAGCAUCAACUCACUGGAAGCAGCAAAGGAGUCUUUCUCUGACCCCGACAACUCCACUCCAAAGUCGACAUGGACUUGGCCUACACGCCGACGGUAUGACCAAGAUGCAUCGAUUGUCUUCAUCGGGCCCAGGGCUACUGGAACCUCUAGCCUGGCGGUUAUUGCAGCCUCGAUCCAGGGAUGGAAAGUGAUUGACUGUGACCGCCGUUUCGAAGAAGUUACGGGCUCGACGAAACAACAAUACCACAGUGCACAUGGUGUCGAGUCUUACCGGCGGCGGAAACUUGAAGUGGUUCGAGAAGCAUUGGAGUCCAACACCAAGAACUGCGUCUUUGCCUGUGGCACUAUUGCUGCACGAGAAAAAACGGACUUCUUCAUGAGAUAUGCGAGACAUCACCCUGUUGUGUAUGUCAUGCGAGAGCAGAAGCUGAUCCAGGAUUACCUGGGUCUCGCCGAUGAUGAAGGCUGGAAGAGUGCUCUGGAUCAUAUGCAUUCAUUCUUUCGACAGCGUAGCAAUAUCGAGUUCUUCAACCUGGACGAAGGUCAAGAGCCGCUAUGGCAAACAACAUUGACGCUCUUUCUUGAAAAGAAAAGGUUCCCAGGCUCCGGACAAUUGGUGUGCCCUCUGAUUCUGCGCAAGACUUGCGCACAUGUUUCGCUGUUACUUCAGAACGUGUUCGGGCCCUUAUCACCAACCAAUUACCAAGGCAGUUCGCAAGUGAUUCCGCCCUCUGAUAUCGAGUGGCGUCGAGGCUCCCAUGUCCUUCGCGUUGGUCUGGAUGACGUGAAGCGCGGCGUGGAUCAUAUUCACGCACUCGACUCGGACCACGAUGCAGUUCAGCUGUGUGUCGCGCCCAGGGACCAUGAGUGGCAGUCAUUGUUACUACAAGAUACACUAGCAUGGGCCGUCGCGACUCUUCGCAGGUAUCUCGACGUACCAGUCAUUGUUGACAUCAGCCGUCCAGCUGUUUCGACGAAACCAAGUCCGGGAGCAUACCUAAAUAUGCUGCGCCUAGCCCUUCGAUUGGCCCCAGAGUAUCUGACAAUUGACCUCGGGGCAGAAGACAACAACAUCAAGGAGAUUACGCAAGCCAAAAGCUUCACUAAGAUCAUCGGUUGCUACCACCAAGAACACCCGGAGGACGACUUUUGGAACUCUGCAGUCCUGAUCCGCGUGUAUCAUCGAGCACGAGACUUGGGCUGUGACGUGGUCAGCAUCUCUUGCCCCUGCCAAUCUUUCAACGACAACAUCAAAUGUCGUCAGGUAUCAGAGACGAUAGCACGACUCGGGCUGCAAACUCCCAUCAUUACCUUCAACACUGGAAGCCUCGGCCGUCUCUCGCAGGUACUCAACGACUGUAUGACACCUGUCAUUGACGAAAAUCAAGGCAAAAAUGAAAAAUUCGGGCUCACUUCCUCUCGUCAGUUGAGGGCAAUCUGGCAUGGGUUAGUCCCCGAUAGCAGACCCAUGUACUAUGUUUUUGGGGCCGAAGUCAAACAGAGUCUCUCCCCCGCCAUGCACAACGCAGGUUUCUCCUUCAGUGGCUUGCCCUACACGCAUCAAGCCUGCGAGACUGUGCAGGUAGGUGUAGUGGGGCAGAUCUGCUCCCAGGAAUCCUUCGGCGGUGCAAGUAUCAGUCUUCCAUUCAAGUCUGAAGUCCUGGCAUUGGCUGCCAGACAAAGCACUGCGGUCAAGCUCAUUGGAGCCGCCAACACGCUCAUUCCUGACAGAAGCGCCUCUAGACCCCAAAACAGUCAUCAGGUCCGGCUAGACAACACUCACGCGAAAAUCCAGCUGAUGGCCGAGAACACAGACUGGAUCGGCAUCUACGUCUGCAUAGCCAAACAUUGUACGCCUGCAAACCACAUCACCAAGCACACCUCAGCGCUUGUGAUUGGUGCAGGCGGUAUAGCUCGUGCUGCGAUCUAUGCACUGGUGAGGCUUGGAGUGGGCAAUAUUUUCAUCUUGAACAGAACAAUCAGCAAUGCUUGCAAGGUCAAAGAGCACUUCGAGAGCAUAGGCGACGACCUGGAGAGAUCGGAUCGGCAUUCGAGCCCGGCCGUCCCCUCAUUCCAUGUGUUCCGGUCCCCUACCGAACCCUGGCCUGAAGGUGCCAAUUUACCCAGUGUCGUCAUUUGUGCAAUACCUGUCCGAGCUGAUGAGGGAACGACCGAAUACCCGUCUGAGCUGCGCGACGAUUGGUUUGGUAGUGCUACAGGAGGUUUGAUCGCAGACCUUUCGUGGAAACGUCGCGCAACGACACUCGGGGAACAACUACGAGAAGCAAAGUUCCGAGGAUGGGCUAGGAUCGACCCCAUCGAAAUACUCUACGAGCAAGGUUGCGCUCAAUUCGAACUUUUCACCAAUAAAAAGGCGCCACGGAAAGCGAUGUUGGACGCUUUUCUGGAGCAAUAUAAUGCUACCUAUACUGUAUAG
This is a messenger RNA of Exophiala spinifera, 2463 nucleotides long. Its product is annotated as 3-dehydroquinate dehydratase, type I. Gene Ontology annotation, molecular function: shikimate 3-dehydrogenase (NADP+) activity; 3-dehydroquinate dehydratase activity. Gene Ontology annotation, biological process: shikimate metabolic process; chorismate biosynthetic process. The record is from RefSeq and is a predicted model, not a curated record. The transcript has 2 exons. The coding region runs from base 1 to 2463 and encodes 820 amino acids. Lineage: Eukaryota; Fungi; Ascomycota; Eurotiomycetes; Chaetothyriales; Herpotrichiellaceae.